Molecule: messenger RNA, 1290 nt
Organism: Cantharellus anzutake
Lineage: Eukaryota; Fungi; Basidiomycota; Agaricomycetes; Cantharellales; Hydnaceae
Exons: 6
Coding region: 201-1205 (334 amino acids)
Source: RefSeq, a predicted model, not a curated record
GCAAGCUACGGAUGUCAAGUGAACAGGUUUCGGACGUUGCAACAUUGCUAUUCCCAAACAAACCUCGGUGUCCAACUUCCUUCUAGGAGCAAUUUCAUAUACAUCAUGUGCAUACGGCGAUUGUCCUCUGUUCACCCUUCCACGUAGGCAGCCUUUCCUGUUAUCACGCCAGCGCAAUUUCUACAAAUAUCACGUUAAAUAUGUUCUCCCGACGCAACAAAGGAAUCCGUCCUGCUCGUGGCCCGUCUCCGCAGCCACCUCACCCACAGGCCCAUUCGGAGUCCCAUGUUCCGCAGGUCCGUGUCACUGAUGCCCAAAUAUCGCCUGAUCACGACAACUACCGCCGCGAUCAGCUCGGAGUGCCGGCAGGUUCUUAUCCUGAGCCCGAAGUGGCUGCUCAGAUUGUUCCUUCUGGUGAUCGCAGUGAUCGCAAGAAACCAGCAUUUCUAAUGAGGAUCCUCCAAAAAUUGAAUCCUGUCCGCAGCAAGCCUAGCACUGCUGAACCUCUUGGGCCAUCCAGGCCAACUACUCCAUUCCUUCAGCCAUCCGGGGAUGAUGCGGUGCCACCUCCAUCUCCCCGCACCCCUACCGCCCAUGUUAAUAAUCCUCGUGAAUCGUCUGGGACGCAUGCCACGCCUGACAAUCGGCUGAACAUCUAUGCACAAUUGGAGCGUGAGGAUGUCAUCAUACCUUUCGUAUCGGAACCCACGACCAUGCCAUCGGCCAACUCAGGGAGUGAUCGAAAAAAAGUAAUCAUCGGCGCUACAAGGCUGGUUCUACAAAAUGCAGCCGACGCUCUUAAAUUCGCCCCGAUUGCGAAUCUUGAUGCAAUCCCGAAUUUACUUCUGACGUGGCUCCAGGUUUACGAGACUGUUGGCGGAAACGACGAUGAACUCGAAGGAUUGGGUGAUCACAUUCGAAAGGCUUAUACCACCAUUUUGCAGCCGCUCGAGCUGUCGACGGACCAAAUUCCCCCAGAAGUGAUUCAGUUUAUUAAUGGGUUUCAAUCGGCCCUUAAGGGGCAGAUAAAUGAGAUCGAGUUGCUCAAAACCCGGAAUCUUGCAACAAAAGUGUUCUUAGCAGCCGAAAUCGCCAACAGGAUAAGUGGUGUGAAGAUGUGUAUAAAUGAAGCCCUUAACUCGUUUUCGACGCAGGCAACUAUUUUAACGCUUCUUCGCACCAUUGAAGCAUCGGUGGAAUCUUGAGCGACUUCCGUGGGUCCCAGCUGAGCACACCUACGUGAAGAGCAAGUCGGAGUGCCUUCCAAGCACACGCGUCAACAUACAAAAA